This is a messenger RNA of Ascochyta rabiei, 1059 nucleotides long. Its product is annotated as Sugar (and other) transporter. The record is from RefSeq and is a predicted model, not a curated record. Gene Ontology annotation, molecular function: transmembrane transporter activity. Bases 1 to 1059 code for a protein of 352 amino acids. Gene Ontology annotation, cellular component: membrane. The transcript is spliced from 3 exons. Gene Ontology annotation, biological process: transmembrane transport. Lineage: Eukaryota; Fungi; Ascomycota; Dothideomycetes; Pleosporales; Didymellaceae.
AUGACCGACUAUCCAGAAGAACCUUUGAAGCGUCCUACAUCGAACAUAGUCGGCACCGUAGAAACCGCAGCAGAGGGGAACAUCGACCUUUUGGUAGGCGAGGAUGACAAUCCCGCUCUUGCUGCUAAAAUUCACCUAAUCAACGAUGCUAUUGAUGAGAUUGGCUGGACCGGUUUCCACUGGAAGCUCUUCUUCCUGAACGGCUUCGGCUAUGCUGUCGAUUCGAUGGUACUUAUACUCCAGGGAAUUAUUGCCAACCAGGCAUACUUGGAAAUUGGUGACGGCGGUUACCAGACUGGCCUAACGUUUGCUCUCUACGCUGGCCUCUUAGUUGGUGCCCUGUUCUGGGGUUUUGGAGCCGACAUCAUUGGCCGUCGUAUCGCGUUCAACAUCACGUUGUUUAUUGCUUCUAUGGCAUGUAUUGUUGCCGGUGCAUCUCCUAACUGGGGGGCCUUGGGCUUUUUUAUAUCGCUCAUUGGCUUUGGCGCCGGUGGUAAUCUCAUCCUUGAUUCGACUGUCUUUCUCGAAUUUCUCCCAUCCGACAAGCAGUGGGCUAUCACCGCCCUUGCCGGCUGGUGGGGUCUUGGUCAGGCUCUUCCCGGCUUUAUCGCCUGGGGGAUCUUCGUUCGUUCAGAUUGGAGCUGUACUGCAGCCUCUCAUUGCACCUGGGAGAACAACAAGGGUUGGGGACUUAUCAUGUUCAUCUCCGGUGCCUUCUUCUUCGUCCUGUCUUUGCUCCGGCUCGUGAUUAUCCGCCUUCAAGAGACGCCCAAAUUCCUUGUCAACGCAGGUCGUGACGAAGAGCUCGUUGAGAACCUUCAAGGCCUUGCAGCCAAGUACGGUCGUUCUUGCUCAUUGACUAUUGAGCAGCUUAAGGCUUGCGGGGAGAGCCGAUCUUCGAUCAGGAAGAGGACACCGCGGGGUAUCAUGGCGGAGCUAACCCACCAUGUGGCUGGACUAUUCGCAACAAGGAAGCUCGCAUUAUCCACUUCCCUGGUGUGGCUCUCCUGGACUAUGAUAGGUCUUGCCUACCCCCUGUUCUACGUAUUUCUCCCGUGA